AUGGAACCAAACUGUGAUUCGAUUUUCGCUCCUGCGAUUCCCACUGAAAUUCUAGGAAUCAAGAUCUUGAAACAACCUUCGGAUGCCAAGCUUACUGAACUCGGGGUUGCCUCUUGGCCAAUAUGGGAAAGCAUUCCACGCAAAUUUCCAUGGAAGUUUAAGAAGACAGAGACGAUGUACUUCGUGGAGGGGAAGUUGAAAGUGAAGGUAGAGGAAGAAGAAGCAGCUGUAGAAAUAAUGGCAGGGAAUUUGGUUGUGUUUCCUAAAGACAUGAAAGUUUUUGUGGAUGUAACUGAAGCUGUGAAGAAACGUUAUUAUAGAGAAUCAGAGAUGUUGGAAUCUGAACGGCCUCCAAAAGCAUAA
Messenger RNA from Arabis nemorensis, 363 nucleotides. The record is from the annotation of a GenBank genome assembly. NCBI's taxonomy places the organism in Eukaryota, Viridiplantae, Streptophyta, Magnoliopsida, Brassicales, Brassicaceae.